Molecule: messenger RNA, 465 nt
Organism: Aureobasidium melanogenum CBS 110374
Lineage: Eukaryota; Fungi; Ascomycota; Dothideomycetes; Dothideales; Saccotheciaceae
Product: Thioesterase/thiol ester dehydrase-isomerase
Exons: 3
Coding region: 1-465 (154 amino acids)
Cellular component (GO): mitochondrion
Molecular function (GO): fatty acyl-CoA hydrolase activity
Source: RefSeq, a predicted model, not a curated record
AUGGCACAUAUCGCAGAAUUGAAGAAGCGACGACUGCAAGAUUACGGGUUCCAUCUUGAAUACCGGACACGAUGGAGCGACAAUGACAUGUACGACCACAUGAACAACAGUGUAUACUACUUCCUCUUCGACAGCAUUGUCAACACAUAUCUCAUGACGCAUUGCAAGCUUGAUCCGCCAACAUCACCUCUAAUUGGACUGGUAGUACACUCGCAUUGCGACUACCUAGCUCCGGUAGGAUUUCCUGCGCUGGUUGAUCUCGGGCUCCGUGUCAAGAAGCUAGGAAAGAGCAGUGUUACCUACGAGAUUGGUGUUUUUGAGCGUGGUGUUGAGGAAGUGAAGGCUGUUGGCGAAUUCGUACACGUGUUUGUGGAUCGAGAAAGCAGAAGGCCAAGAUCUGAGGGCAUGACUGCGACUAUGAAGGAGCAGUUGGGCUCGUUAGUAGAUGACAAGGCCAAGUUAUGA